GUUUUACGUGAGUGUGAACGUUGACGCCUGACGUGCGCGCCCCCUCCGCCGGCUCUGGCCCUUCCUCUUCUGUCGCCGCUGAUACUGGCGAAUAUGGCGGCUCCGUGACCGGGUAGUGACCGGCGGUAACAGGAGAGAGAUAGCGCCCCGCCAGGACUUGUGUGGAAUGCCAUGGCCAGCUCCUCUGAGAGUGAAGAUGACGCGUUCAUGGCUGUUGACAGAGAGGACGCAGUAGAUGGGACUAUGGAUCAGGGCGAUGAGACGCAGGCAGCACCCGAGGUGACGACACAUAACCGCUCAAUGUCCGAGCUGCCGGAGGAGGUGCUGGAAUACAUCCUGUCCUUCCUGUCUCCAUAUCAGGAACAUAAGACGGCAGCCCUGGUGUGUAAGCAGUGGUACCGGCUCAUCAAGGGGGUCGCUCACCAGUGUUACCACGGAUUCAUCAAAGCCGUCCAUGAUGGAAACAUUCAGUGGGAAAGCCGGACCUACCCGUACCCCGGAACCCCCAUCACUCAGCGCUUCUCACACAGCGCUUGUUACUAUGACUAUAACCAGUCCAUGUACGUGUUUGGCGGCUGCACACAGAGUAGCUGUAACGCUGCCUUCAAUGACUUGUGGCGUCUGGACCUCAACAGCAAAGAAUGGAUCCGACCUCUGGCCUCCGGUUCCUAUCCCUCUCCUAAAGCAGGGGCCACACUUGUUGUAUACAAGGAGCUGCUGGUUCUGUUUGGAGGAUGGACGCGUCCCAGCCCAUAUCCCUUACAUCAGCCGGAACGCUUCUUUGAUGAGAUUCAUACGUACUCCCCAUCUAAAAACUGGUGGAACUGCAUUGUGACCACCCAUGGGCCCCCUCCGAUGGCCGGGCAUUCAUCCUGUGUGAUCGGGGAUAAGAUGAUCGUGUUCGGGGGAUCUCUUGGUUCUAGGCAAAUGAGCAAUGACGUCUGGGUGCUGGACAUGGAGCAGUGGUCCUGGUCCAAACCAAACAUCUCCAGGCCCAGCCCUCACCCCCGAGGAGGACAGUCCCAGAUCGUAAUUGACAAUGAGACGAUCCUGAUCCUGGGCGGCUGCGGGGGACCCAAUGCUCUCUUUAAAGAUGCUUGGCUGCUGCACAUGAACACAAAUCCCUGGACCUGGCAGCAGCUGAAAGUGGAAAAUGAGGAGCACGGAGCGCCAGAUCUAUGGUGCCACCCCGCAUGUCGGGUAGGUCAGUGCAUAGUGGUGUUCAGUCAGGCGCCCAGCGGCCGCGCUCCUCUUAGCCCAAGCUUGAAUUCCCGCCCGUCACCCAUCAGCGCGACGCCACCGGCCCUGGCACCGGAGACGAGAGAUUACAGGUCACACUCCCCAGUCCGGGCACCGGAUGAAGCUCCUUGUGUAAAUGGCCGCUGGGGAACGCUGAGGCCGCGGCCUCCCAGGCAAACCGGGGGUGGUUCCCGAGAAGGCAGCCUAUCCCCAGCGCGGGGUGACGGCCUGUCUCCUGUCCUUAAUGGAGGCAGUAUAUCGCCUGCAGCAGCUGUGGACAGCCCCUUGCAUGUCAUUUCCCCGGCUGAGAGCUGUGAGCACAAGGCCUCCCCCCUGCCCCCUCCUCGCCGCGGGUUCCUACCGGAGCAGAAGGAUUUAUGUGUCGGUGCAGAGGAUUACACGUGGAAAAGAGGGGAUAGCGAUCUGGACGCUACAAGUAGGAACCCACAUGUACAGACAAAUGGAGUUCACACUCCCCCGCACAUUACACCCACGCUUUCUGGAGCAGUGUCACCUGGAGCGCUCCGUCGGGGGCUGGAAGCUGUGCGCGCCCUGGUGACCCCCUCACCUCCGUCAUCAUCAUCAUCAUCAUCACAUGGAGGGGCCGCUAACCCGGUCAGCCCCCCCACCCUCACCUCUCCAGGUUCUCCCAGCAGUGGCCAUGAAGCAGCCUCUGCACGUCCGGCCCAGAGCGAUGGCCAUUCCCUGCCCCCGAUCGCCCGUCGUCUAGGACAUCACCCGCCCCAGUCACUGAAUGUGGGGAAACCUUUAUAUCAGAGCAUGAACUGCAAACCCAUGCAGAUGUACGCCCUGGACAUUCAGGGGACCCAGGAGCGGGGCCGUGUAAAUUGGAAAGUCUUCAGUAACAGCUCGGUGGUGGGACCCCCGGAGACCAGUCUACACACUGUGGUGCAGGGACGGGGGGAGCUCAUCAUCUUUGGAGGUCUCAUGGACAAAAAACAGAACGCCAAAUAUUACCCCAAAACAAACGCCUUGUAUUUCGUAAGAGCCAAGAGAUAAUGUGGAGGAUGGAGACGGUUACCUAGAGCGGCCCCUCCUCCAAAUCCUUUUUACACUACUUGACCCUUGUGAUAUCGACCCUUAGAUCUCGGAUACAAAUCACAGAAUAUAGUGAGAGUGCGGGGGCCGAGGUGACAGCCGGGCCCCUCCUGCUGCAAACCCCUCUCUGCUAUGGGCCCUGCACGGCUGCUGUAUACAGGUGGGCACCCGGCGUCCUGGAUGUCACAAGGGCCUGGUCCAUGGUGCACAGUCCGUCCCGAUAUACGGGG
This is a messenger RNA of Hyla sarda, 2528 nucleotides long. It is a transcript of the gene FBXO42, whose product is annotated as F-box protein 42. The transcript is spliced from 10 exons. The record is from RefSeq and is a predicted model, not a curated record. Gene Ontology annotation, molecular function: protein binding. The coding region runs from base 172 to 2259 and encodes 695 amino acids. Lineage: Eukaryota; Metazoa; Chordata; Amphibia; Anura; Hylidae.